Messenger RNA from Urocitellus parryii (Arctic ground squirrel), 5323 nucleotides. RefSeq names its product FERM domain containing 1 (gene Frmd1). Lineage: Eukaryota; Metazoa; Chordata; Mammalia; Rodentia; Sciuridae. Gene Ontology annotation, cellular component: cytoplasmic side of apical plasma membrane; cytoskeleton. Gene Ontology annotation, biological process: positive regulation of hippo signaling. The record is from RefSeq and is a predicted model, not a curated record.
CCGCGGUUCCAGCCCAGAGUUGCAGYUCCAGCGGGUCCACGCCAGUGUCCGGACCAGACCCGAGCCCAGCCCGCAGCCUUGGGGGCCCAGGGCCCUCCUGUGCCCAGACACUGCAGGAAGACAGUAGCUGCUGUCCUCUGUAAUGCUGGGCAGGCGUCCAUCCACCUCCUGACCAGCUGAAGUGAUGAUCAGAACCCAGUGUCCAUCUUCCGGAGCAGUUUGCCUUGGCUGAAGGGACGCGUGCUCUCCUGUGACGAGGACCUUGCAUUACGCUGCAGAGAAAGCAGGCCCGGGCGGAGGGCUCAGCUGGAGUGGAGCAGGGGGCGGUGGGCAGAGCUGAGGAGCUUGGCCRGCAGAGGCUGGUCCUGAGAGAGGCUGGGACGCAGCCCGGUGGAGCCAGCCCUGGGGACAGCAAGAUGACCUCAGAGCACAGGGAUGUCCUCGUGCUGCUGCCCGCCCAGAAGCAGCUGCGGCUGGCAGUCGGGGUGAGGGCCACGGCGCGGGAGCUGUUCCAGCAGGUGUGCGGCGUGCUGGGCCUCCGGGAGGCCCGCUUCUUCGGCCUCAGCGUGGUCAGAGACAAUGAGCACGUGUUCAUGGACUUGGAGCUCAGGCUCAGCAAGUACUUCUCAGAGGACUGGAAGAGAGGAGCUCAAGGGGGCUGGAGGCCCCGGGCGCCCUUCGUCACCUCCCUCCGAGUGCAGUACUACGUGGAGAACGGGAGGGUCAUGAGCGACCAGGUGGCCCGGCACCUGUACUACUGCAGCCUGAAGGAGCGGGUGCUGCGGUCCCAGUGCGCGCAUAGGGAGGAGACCUACUUCCUGCUGGCCGCCCUCGCGCUGCAGGCCGACCUGGGCAGCCACCGCAAGCCGCCGCACGUCGGGCGGUACUUUGAGCCGCAGGCCUAUUUCCCACAGUGGGUCAUUGCCAAGAGGGGUGUGGACUACAUCCUCCGGCACGUGCCCACCGUGCACCGUGAGCAGCAGGAGCUGAGCCCGCAGGCAGCUGUGCUGAGGUUCAUCAGGGACGCCUGUCAGCUGGAGGACGUGCCYGUCCACUUCUUCAGGCUGUACAAGGAUAAGAAGCGUGAGCACCCCACCUUCCUCCUGGGACUCACCCUCAAGGGAAUGCAUAUCUAUCAGGUGAGAGAGGGACUCGCCCCUCCCUGGAGGCCCACCUGGCUGCCCUCCUGGAUCAGUGCCUCUGUCUUGCAGGAGGUGAGCCACGCUCCGCAGCUGCUGCAUGACUUGCCCUGGCCCUGCAUCAGGAAGCUGGCCUUUCUGGGAAAGAAGCUGGAGAUCCAGCCCGCAGGGCUGCCCGCAUCCCGGAAGCUGGUUUUCUACACGGGUUUUCCCUGGCGCUCCCGGCACCUGCUCCGGCUGCUCCGCUCCAGCCACCAGUUCCACCUCAGUGUGAAGCCCCUGCUGCAGCGGCUGCAGCUGCUGGAUGAGGCUGAAGAGAAGAAGCACUACCAGGAGGCCUACAUCAGCGACCCGCUGGAACUGGACCCAGAGCUGGCCAGCAGGCACGGGAGGGACACUGGCCUGCACCACCACCACCGCCUCUCGCUCAGCUCUGCUGACAGCCACGGCAGUGCCCACACACUGGGCACAGAGGCCGACUCUCAGCAUGCAGAAUCUGGGGAGGUCUCUGUGGAUGAGCCCGUAGCGGCCGAGGGCCUCUGCAGGAAGAUGCCGUCCAUCAGCUUCAGGGACAGCGGGGGCAGCAAAGCCUCCUGCUCGGAGCCCUUCACAGUGGUGCAGGUCCCGCUGGCCAGGGCCAGAGGCCAGAGCACCGAGGUCCUACACAAGGUCCGGGAGGCAGAGCCCAGCGGCAGGGAGGCCCUGCACAGCCACAGCCUGGACCACAUGCAUCAGCUCCAGCCAGCCCCUGGCCCUGCACCUGCCUCUCACACCUGUGCCUUCAGCUGCGCCCUGGCAGGGCUGCUGGUGCCCCAGGAGGCCAGGGCUGCCCUCUGUGGCAAGAGGUCCAUGAACCGUCUCUCCCUGGACCUGCUCAGGGAGGGCGCGUCCUUGCAGGAGUUUGUGGUGUAGAGACUGUCCACAGGUGCCUCUGUCUGCGCCUGCCAGCCUGAGGGAGGCUCACCCACACCACUGUCCUGUGGCCAGCCCGGGGCAGGGCGGUCUUGGCCCUUGCCUCUUCUAUCUUCCAACCCCCACUUCCUGGCUAGCUUCCAACGGUCUCCCCCUGUGGGAGGUGUGAAGCCAGCUCGGACGUCAGCCCAGGGUGACGGGGGUCCUCCUCACGCCUGUCUGUGGCCCAUAUGAUAAGUCAGGGUCUGGACAUCCAGCGUCCAGGAGAGCCAGGAGUCWGUGGUGUUGACCUUGGGGCAGCGCAGCAGCCUCUGUGAAGGGUGUCUGGCCAGCCUCAGGCCCUGGGGGAGCCUGGCCUCCUGCACUUACACUGCCCGCCUGGGCCCUAAACCCAAAGCUGCAGCUCACCGUUGCACCACUGUGCCACGGCCUCUCCUGGACCUUGCUUUUUGUGAUUCUGCUCAGAAGUUCAAGGUCCUGCAGAUGCAGGCCUCUCCUGCACUCUGGGCCCAGCUGUCUCCCAGGCCCACCCAGAGACCCUGUCACCUCCUGCACAGACACACCACCAGGUAGACCCCUGCCCUGAGGCUGAGGCCCCUCCCGCCCCAGGCCGUGCUCUCUUCCGAGACAUCCCAGCCUGGCCCAGGAGUGCUGUGGCCCCACGGCCCUGCUGGUGGCAGGGAAGGUGCCUUGGUUGGGGCUGCUCCUCUGCCUCAUCUGCCUGCCACCCAGUGGCCCCUGCCUUCCUCCCAGGAGGCUCCAGGGGCCGCAGGCAGGUGGAUCCCACGGGUAAUUCCGCCUCGGUGUCUUYGGUGCCUGAAAAGCCCAGGGCGGGGCUUCAUUACUGUGGACUCUACACAGGGGCCUGCCAGCAUCCUGCUGUCCUGCUUACUUGGACAUGUGGACUCGUGUGUCUGUUGGCUAAGCCCUAUGUGGUCACUGGGAGCCACAGCGGCUAAAGAACCAAGCACACCCAGAGCCUGGGUUCGUCCUCUCCAGGGGGCUGGGACCAGGGGUCUGGGACCAGGGGUGACAGUUCUGCAGUGAGUGCCCUCGGGGACUUCUGUCCAGCUGAAGCCUUCAUCCCAGGACAGUGUGACGUGCAGGGAAAGAUCCGCCCAGAGAUCCAUGUGCAGCUGGGGACUGUGGUGGGAAAGGCACCGGAGCUGUGAGGACAGUGGCCAGGACCAGGCCUCACACGGCUGGCACAGCUGCCUUCCCCAGGACGGGAUGGGAAGGGGUAGAGAAGGGGUUCGCCUGGCCUGGGGAGGGUCAGACCAGCUCCCUUCAGAGACGCUCGAGGAGCAAAAGCCCAGCCCACGUAGGGCAGGAACAUGCCACUGAGGGAGCAGGYGUGGUGAGGGCCUGGACAGGAUCCUGCCCACACAAAGAGGUCCUCACAUGUGCACGCGCAACCCACAUGCAUCACACCCCGCGGGCAGGCGCAGGAAUGCGGAGGACGAGGCAAGCGAGGCUCUCACAUGGGGUCAGGCGAGCUCCCAGCCACCGGCCUCGCCUUCCCCGCAAGUGUUCCCGGAGAAAGGGCCCGGGAAGUCCCUCCCAGCACAGCACCCACAGCCGAGGUGGAGGCAGCAUGGCUGAGGGUCACCCUGAGGUCCCUCUGCUCCUCAAGGACUUGCCUGGCCCCCAGCACACCAGCCGGGGCAUGGGUUCCCAUUCACCGACAGGGACGGCAUGGCCACUGCGUCUCCUCUUCUUCCCUGGCUGCUGGGGUCGAGGGUUGACCUGUCAGGCCUGGGUCUCACAGCAUCAUCAGUGUCACUGUCACCACCAGGGCUCCCAUGGGGCCCUGAGUCCUCUGCUGAGGGUGAGCAGGCACCAUGUGCCAUGAGGCCAUGGCUGAGGGUGGGGACCCAAUGCCUGCUGUGAGGACAGUGGCCAGGACCAGGGCCUCACACAGUGAGUCCUCCCUGAGUAGCCAGGGUGACCUGUCCAGCCCCCACCCACGGUGGGGUUACCUUUUCGUUCUGGCUACUUCUCCUCGUGUCUGGGAUGGACCGGGAGCCCCAGCUGGUCUCUGCCAGCCCUCCCAGAGCCGGUCACAGCCUCUCUUCAAGACGUCCCCUGCCAGUCCCCUUGGCCCUGCCCUGUGUGUCCUGACUUCUCAGCACAGCUGUGGGCAGCAGCAGAAGGUCACAGGGAGGCCGGGACCUGCACCCUAUGUCCUUCCAGAUGGGAGGCAGAGGGGGCUGCUGGCUGACCCAAGAACCCACUUGGGCCCUGUGGGCUUUCUAUUUCUGUCCUUCCUCUGGGCCUGGGGCCCAUGGAGAGUUGAGCCAAGUGACCUCAACCACCAGGCAGCCCUGCUGUGGCUGCCAUCUCUGGUCUGCGAGGUGGGUGGAGAGGACACUUAGAGGUCGACGGGUCAGCCCCAGGCCAGGGUCUCACUUCCUGCCUCACCCAGAGGCAGUGUGGACCCUCCGCACUCUGACUUCUAGCUGGCACACUCGCUUCUUGGGGARCAGAGCGUGCUCUUGUGUUCCUGUCCUCGGUGCCCUGGUCAGCACCCCCAUCGGAGGCUGGAGACUGCCAGCUGGAGUCCAGCCCUUCUGGGACAGCCUGCGCAGCUCCAUGACARUGCGGCCUGGACGGCUGCUCUGUGGCUGGAGAUAGGAGGAGCCGGGCCUCCGGUGCCUUCCAGGGUCCUCCACGCCAAGCAGCAGGGCUCAGGCAGCAGCCCCCCAGCAGCCCCAGAGGCAGGUUAAGCCGUGGGCUCAGCAAUGUGCGCAUGCAGUUACAGCUUCAUAGAAUGUGCAGGCGACUUUGCAGCUGAGGGGGCUGGGACCCCAUCCUUUUCCACUGGGCACCACCGCUCUCCCCAUCAUGGCUGACCACACGGGRCCUGAGGCAUGCAGGGGGCUGGCGCAGCCCUGGGGCCACAGCUGCAGACAUCUAACUCGGCCUGGCGUGAGGCAUCCAGGGCUCAGGCCAGGUUGCAGGGGUGGUGAACUUCCGGGACUGGACAGCACAGGGCGGAGGCCAUGUCACAGGAUGGGCAUGUCCUCCCCAAAGCAGAGCACCAGGGGGCCGCAGAAACACCUCCCAAUCCCGCAGCCCCUCUCUCAGCCCUGGGUCCUCAUCAUGUCACCAGUUACCCGGCGCAGGGGACAUGCCUCAGGCUCACUGCUGGGAGCUGGCCUGCCAAGCCAGGAGAGCCGCGUGGUUCAGAGCGUGGUUCACAGGACCGGCUGCAAAGGCCCCGGGCUGUGUGUGGCUCGUUACUCAGGCAACCAGUUCAUAAAAGUGCUGAC